UCUUAUCUCUUUUUCCCCGCACAGAAGGCGUCAGUUCCUCGCCUUUCCCCUCCCGUCGGGCAUAAGGAAGUGAGGCUGCGCAAACCACGGAGCCACCGCCGGCUAAUUCUAGUUCAUGACGCUAGCCACCCUUCUCCGGUGCGGUGCUGAGUGCGACAUUGUGCUGGAUUAGUGCUACUCCGUAUAAUCCUGUGGAGAUCACUACAAUUAUGCGUGCAUUUUGGAACAUUACUUGUGAAUCUGAUCCACAGCAAGCCCGAUUCCGGAAUUCAUCCGGAGGAGCUGGAGCUGCGCCUGCGCGGCCGCGCGAGAGAACUGAACUGCCUCCGUCUCCGCGAAGUCGCAAGGCGACGACGACCCGCACCGCACGCCUCGCGCACCACGUGUCCGCGUGGAGCACGCCGCUGCGGCUACUUAAAGCGCAGCCCACAGUUCCCAGCACCCACGCCUCACAACUUGCUCUCUGCUCUCUCUCUCCUCUCUCUCUCUCUCUCCUGUCGCACACGCACAUGCUCUCUCGGGCGGCGAUGGCUGCGUGGUGGGUUUGUGGGUUCCUCUCGCUCCUGGCGGUGGCCGCGGCCGCUGCGGAUGGGGCCGAGGGGAAGUGGGAUCCGUUGCUUCGGAUGCCGACGGAGAAGGGGUGUGCUCCUGCUCCUGCGCCGGCCGCGGCGGACGAAGGGGUGACGAAGUGGGCCGUGCUCGUCGCGGGCUCCUCCGGCUACGGGAACUACCGGCACCAGGCAGACGUGUGCCACGCAUAUCAGAUUCUGAAGCGGGGAGGACUGAAGGAGGAGAAUAUUGUGGUGUUUAUGUAUGACGAUAUCGCCAAAAACGUUCUCAACCCGAGACCUGGAGUCAUCAUCAACCAUCCUAAAGGCAAAGAUGUUUAUGCUGGUGUUCCGAAGGACUACACACGUGACCAGGUCACUACUGAAAACUUCUUUGCGGUCCUCUUGGGCAACAAAACUGCGGUUACUGGAGGGAGUGGCAAGGUGAUAGACAGCAAACCAAAUGACCAUAUUUUCAUCUUCUACUCGGACCAUGGGGGUCCUGGUAUUCUUGGUAUGCCCAACAUGCCAUAUCUUUAUGCUGGUGACUUCAUUAAGGUGUUACGAGAAAAACAUGCUUCCAACAGCUACUCGAAAAUGGUUAUAUAUGUCGAAGCAUGUGAAAGUGGCAGUAUCUUCGAGGGUUUAAUGCCAGAAGAUCUUAAUAUUUAUGUCACAACAGCAGCAAACGCUGUCGAAAAUAGCUGGGGUGCAUACUGCCCUGAGAUGGAACCACCACCUCCGCCUGAAUACAUUACAUGUUUAGGCGAUCUCUACAGUGUUUCCUGGAUGGAAGACAGUGAUGCUCAUGAUCUAAAGAAGGAAACCAUCAAGGAUCAGUACGAGGUGGUUAAAAAUAGAACCUCAAACUCAAAUAAGUCUGAUAGGGGUUCUCAUGUCAUGGAGUAUGGUGACAAGACAUUCAAGGAGGAGAAGCUUUUCCUUUACCAAGGUUUCAAUCCUGCAAAUGCCAACGUCGCGAACAGGCUGAUUUGGCCUGGCCCGAGUGCAGCAGUCAAUCAAAGAGAUGCUGAUAUUCUUUUCAUGUGGAAGAGGUAUGAGCAGUUGAAUGUCGGAUCUGAAGAGAAGCUGAGGGCUCUCAUGGAGAUCAAAGAAACCAUGGCACACAGGAAGCAUCUCGACAGCAGCAUUGAUUUCAUUGGGAAGCUUGUUUUUGGAUUCGCAAAUGGGCCUUCAGUGCUUGAGGCUGCUAGAAGCCCUGGCCAACCAUUAGUUGACAAUUGGGAUUGUUUGAAGAGGAUGGUACGAAUCUUCGAAUCCCAGUGUGGAUCACUUACUCAGUAUGGCAUGAAACACAUGAGGGCGUUUGCAAACAUAUGCAACAAUGGCGUCUCUGAAGAUAAAAUGAUGGAGGCAAGCACCAGCGCGUGCGGCAGCUACGACUUGGCGAGGUGGAGCUCAGUGGCUCAAGGGCACAGCGCUUGAUCAUCCUCUGCAGUAGCAAAUGCCCCAGAGGCUUCCAGACCUCACUUGUGUAUAUACAUACCAUGGAUACAAGAAGUCACCCAACGAUGUGCCUCUUUUGCGUUGGGUUAAUUGAUAGUUUAUGGUCGUGCCUGUAUAAAUCACGUUUCAAUUGCAAUCAAUGAAAAGGCAAUGAUUAAGACCAA
This is a messenger RNA of Brachypodium distachyon (stiff brome), 2179 nucleotides long. Its product is annotated as vacuolar-processing enzyme beta-isozyme 1. Lineage: Eukaryota; Viridiplantae; Streptophyta; Magnoliopsida; Poales; Poaceae. The transcript has 9 exons. The record is from RefSeq and is a predicted model, not a curated record. Bases 210 to 1994 code for a protein of 594 amino acids. Gene Ontology annotation, biological process: vacuolar protein processing. Gene Ontology annotation, molecular function: cysteine-type endopeptidase activity.